GUCCGACACAAGAUGUUGUAUCUUCCAGACUGCCCAGUCCCUUUAUUGGGAAGAGAUAUUUUAUCAAAAUUGCAAGCACAGAUUCAGUUCAUGAAGAAUGGACAAAUGGAACUAUCAUUUCCCAUGGAGGAGGAAUGGAGAUUGUUUCAAGUUAAGGUUUUCUCUGAGGAAAUACAGUGGCCAUGGCAUGAGACUCCUAUAGUAUGGGCAGAAGACAAUCCUCCAGGACUGGCUAAAUAUGUUCCACCAGUGGUAGUGGAAGUAAAAAGAGGAAUGGGGCCCAUAUGUAAGCCACAAUAUCCCGUUAGCCGAGAGGCAGCGCAGGGGAUCAGAAAACAUUUGGAGCGACUUUUGCAGCAUGGGAUAUUGGUACCAUGCAGUUCCCCGUGGAAUACACCCCUGCUCCCUGUCAAGAAGCCUGGAGGACAAGGAGGAUAUCGCCCGGUUCAGGAUUUGCAUGCCGUGAAUUAAGCCACUGUUUCCCUAACCCCAGUAGUGCCUAAUCCAUACAUCAUGAUGAGCCUAGUGCCAGCAUUUGCCAAAUGGUUUACUGUAUUGGACUUAAAGGAUGCAUUCUUUUGCAUUCGGUUGGCCCCUGUGUCCCAACCGAUUUUUGCCUUCCAGUGGGAAUCCCAACAUCCAGGACAGAGGGCCCAAUAUACUUGGACCCGCCUUCCUCAAGGAUUCCAGAACAGCCCGACCAUUUUUGGUCAAGCCCUGGCAAAGGACCUGCAAGAUUUUGAAAUACCCAAAGGGGAAGGAGUUUGGCUCCAGUACGUAGAUGACCUCCUUUUGGCCUGUCGAACGCGGGAAGGCUGCAAGGAACAUACCUUAAGGCUGCUCAAAGAAUUAGAGGAGAAGGGUUAUAAAGUGUCAAGAAAGAAGGCCCAGUUGUGUUGCCCCACGGUGAAGUAUUUGGGGUUCCAUCUGACCGAAGGAAAAAAGAUGCUGGGGACUGAGAGAAAGGAGGUUGUUUGCGCAAUUCCCAUUCCCAGCACCCGGCGACAGGUGCGGGAAUUUUUGGGAUCGGCGGGAUAUUGUAGACAGUGGAUCCCCAAUUACGCCGUGUUGGCUAAGCCACUGUACCAGGCCACGAGAGGUGGAAGAGAAGAUCCAUUUGAGUGGACGGAAGAAUGUCAACGGGCAUUUAAGGCAUUGAAGGAAGCAUUGAUGUCGUCCCCAGCACUGGGAUUGCCCGAUCUGGAAAAACCAUUCACUCUGUUUGCUGCGGAAAGAGAAGGAACUGCGGUUGGAGUAUUAACUCAACCAUUAGGUUCAUGGCAAAGACCAGUCGCCUACUUGUCAAAACAGUUAGACACAGUGGCUCGUGGGCUGCCACCUUGCCUGAAGGCGGUGGCGGCGGCAGUAGAUUUAAUCAAGGAGGCGAAUAAAUUGACCUUAGGACAGCCACUGACAGUUAAGGUACCCCACAGCGUUAAGGCACUGUUAGACACUAAGGGACCGCGCUGGCUCACGAGCGAGAGGUUGAUGAAAUACGAGGGACUGUUGUGCGACAACCCGUUGGUAACCCUGGAGACUUGCUCCACUUUGAAUCCGGCCACCCUGCUCCCGACUCCGGGAGACACCACAAUCCAUCAGUGUGCCCAGGUUAUGGACGAGGUAUUUUCCAGCCGACCGGAUUUGAAGGAUGUACCACUGACGAAGGUGGAUGAUACCCUGUUCACAGACGGAAGUUCCUUUAUAGAAGAUGGUCAAAGACGCUCGGGCUAUGCGGUGGUCCGGAGGGGGGGAGAGACGCUGGAGGCAGGAUCGCUGCCCCCGGGGACUUCUGCCCAGAAGGCCGAAUUGAUUGCCCUGACCCGAGCGCUGGAAUUAGCAAACGGAAAGCGGGUAAACAUCUACACAGACUCAAAAUACGCCUUCACUACCCUCCAUGCACACGGGGCAUUGUAUAAGGAGCGCGGGCUCCUUACGUCCGGAGGGAAGUGCGUGAAACAUGCUGGAGAGAUUGUGGAUCUCCUGGAGGCGGUUUGGAAGCCAAGGCAGGUGGCUGUGAUGCAUUGUAAAGGGCACCAAUGUGGAGACGAUCCCGUAGUGCAAGGAAACAGGCAGGCUGAUUUGGCAGCCAAAGAGGCAGCUAGGCUGCCCCAUGAUGAAUAUCAGGUAAUGGCCCUACAGGUAGAAUUAACUGAACAUAAUGUUACAUAUACACCAGAGGAAGAGGAAUGGGCCUUAAAAGAGAAGGGUCAGUGGUCAGGAGGACUCAUAGUGAUGCCAGACACCCGUGUCUACGUCCCUAAGGACUUGGCAUGGCACAUAGUCCAACAUAUGCACCAAAACACACAUUUAGGCAAGACGGCACUGGCAAGUUUGCUAGGACGGCUAUUGUAUAUCGAUGGACUACAUAGUCUAACAGCAGCAGCAGCCCGAAGGUGUUGGACGUGUAUCAAGAAUAAUCCCAGAGAAGGACCCCUUAAACCACCAGGAGUCCAACAUGUUGGUGGGAUGCCUUUUGAAGCUCUAGUUACUGACUUUACAGAAAUGCCCCCAUGCAAAGGAUACAAAUAUUUACUGGUGUUUGUGGACACCUACACAGGAUGGGUAGAGGCGUACCCUACAAAGACUGAGAAGGCAGUGGAGGUUUCGAGGGCCCUGAUGAAAGAUGUUAUUCCUAGAUUUGGUAUACCCUUGGAAAUUGGAUCAGAUAACGGCCCAGCCUUCGUUCAGCAGGCUGUGCAAGGACUGUGUAGAAUUUUGGGCAUCAAAUGGAAACUCCAUUGUGCAUAUAGGCCCCAGUCUUCUGGAAAAGUGGAAAGAAUGAAUAGGACAUUAAAGGCACAGCUUGGAAAACUUUGUCAGGAGACAGGAUUGUCGUGGACAGUGGUUCUGCCCAUGGCAUUGUUAGGAAUUCGAUGUACACCACACAAACGGAUAGGACUCUCCCCUUUUGAAAGGCUCUAUGGACGACCCCCUUUAAACUUGAAGGGAGCCUUGGAGACAGGAGCUGAGCAACAUCUCAUAGGGGAAAAGCAGACAUUGGCUCAGGUUCAAGCUUUGGGCAAACAGGUGCAGCAGAUAGAUAAAUACACUUCUGAAUUGAACCCACCAUUCCCUACCACACCUCUACAUUGUUUUUCACCAGGUGACGAGGUUCUGGUUAAGGAUUGGAAGACUGAGCCAUUGGGACCCAAGUGGCGAGGACCAUAUGUUGUGCUCCUGUCUACCCCCACUACAGUGAAGGUGAAGGAGAUUAAGCCGUGGAUACAUUACACCCGUGUAAAUCUAGCACCAGAGGAGUGGCGGACGGAGCAAGUUCCUGGGGAGGACCUGAGACUCAGGAUCAUCCGGAAACUCCCUGAGGGGUCAACAAGGCCAUGAA
Messenger RNA from Anolis carolinensis (green anole), 3340 nucleotides. RefSeq lists its product as uncharacterized. NCBI's taxonomy places the organism in Eukaryota, Metazoa, Chordata, Lepidosauria, Squamata, Anolidae. The transcript has a single exon. Gene Ontology annotation, molecular function: nucleic acid binding; aspartic-type endopeptidase activity; RNA-DNA hybrid ribonuclease activity. Gene Ontology annotation, biological process: DNA integration; proteolysis. The record is from RefSeq and is a predicted model, not a curated record.